UUUGCAUUUGUUUUUAGUAAUUGAAAGCCAUGUAUUUACUUACAGAGUUGUCUCCUCACCAGACUAUGAGCUCCUUGAAAGAAGGAAUCGUGUCUUACUCAUCUUCGUAUCCCCAGUGUCUAGCACAGUUCCUGAUACAUAGUUUAAGCUGAAUUUUGGGACAUGGCCACUGCUUCACCAAGGUCUGAUACUAGUAAUACCCACAGUGGAAGGUUACAGUUACAGGUAACUGUUUCUAGUGCCAAACUAAAAAGAAAAAAGAACUGGUUUGGAACAGCAAUAUAUACAGAAGUAGUUGUAGAUGGAGAAAUUAAGAAAACAGCAAAAUCCAGUAGUUCAUCUAAUCCAAAAUGGGAAGAACAACUAACUGUAAAUGUGACCCCACAAACUGUAUUGGAAUUUCGAGUUUGGAGUCAUCACACUUUAAAAGCAGAUGCUUUAUUGGGAAGAGCAACAAUAGAUUUGAAACAAGCUCUUUUAAUACACAAUAGAAAAUUGGAAAAGGUGAAAGAACAAUUAAAACUUUCCUUGGAAAACAAGAAUGGUGUAGUACAGACUGGUGAAUUAACAGUUGUACUUGAUGGAUUGGUGAUUGAACAAGAAAACCUGACAAACUGUAGCUCUCCUCAAACCAUAGAAAUACAGCAAAAUGGUGAUGCCUUACAUGAAAAUGGAGAGCCUUCUUCAAGGGCAAAUACCAGGUUGGCUGUUGAAGGUACAAAUGGAAUAGAUAAUCAUAUACCUACCAACACUGUAGUUCAGAAUUCAUGCUGUUCCUAUGUAGUUAAUGGAGACAACACACCUUCAUCUCCAUCUCAGGUUGCUGCCAGACCCAAAAAUACACCAGCUCCAAAACCACUCACAUCUGAGCCUGCCAAUGACGCUGUUAAUGGAGAAUCAUCCUCAUCUGCACCAAUGAAUACUGCUUCUUCCCUGAGUACUCCAAUAGUAUCUGAAGAAACCAUCUUACCUUCAAAUUGCUCAAGUACUACUGUCGAAGAUCCUCCAGUUCAAGAGAUACUGACUUUCUCAGAAAACAAUGAAUGUAUUUCAUCUGCCAGUGCAGAAUUGGCCUCCGAAGUCAGAAGUAUGUUAGACUCUGACAAUUCUAGUUCUGGAAAUAGUACUGCUUUUGAAGCAGCCAAAUUAAGACAGCCAGAUGGGUGUGUGGAAUCUGUGCGACAGCAGUCUGCAAAUGCAAACACAGAAAGUUUGCCAUCGGGGUGGGAACAGAGAAAAGAUCCUCAUGGCAGAACCUAUUAUGUGGAUCAUAACACUCGAACUACUACGUGGGAGAGACCACAGCCUUUACCUCCAGGCUGGGAAAGAAGAGUCGAUGAUCGUGGAAGAGUAUAUUAUGUUGACCAUAACACCCGAACAACCACGUGGCAGCGGCCUACCAUGGAAUCUGUGCGGAAUUUUGAACAGUGGCAGUCUCAGCGGAACCAAUUACAGGGAGCUAUGCAACAGUUCAACCAACGAUACCUCUAUUCGGCUUCAAUGUUAGCAGCAGAAAAUGACCCAUAUGGACCUUUGCCACCAGGCUGGGAGAAAAGAGUGGAUUCAACAGACAGGGUUUACUUUGUCAAUCAUAACACAAAAACAACACAGUGGGAGGAUCCAAGAACUCAAGGCUUACAGAAUGAAGAACCCCUGCCAGAGGGCUGGGAAAUAAGGUAUACCCGAGAAGGUGUUAGGUACUUUGUUGAUCAUAACACAAGAACAACAACAUUCAAAGAUCCUCGCAAUGGGAAGUCAUCUGUUACUAAAGGCGGUCCACAGAUUGCUUAUGAGCGCAGCUUCAGGUGGAAACUUGCCCACUUCCGUUAUUUGUGCCAGUCUAAUGCACUACCCAGUCAUGUAAAGAUCAAUGUGUCCCGGCAGACAUUGUUUGAAGAUUCUUUUCAACAGAUUAUGGCAUUAAAGCCCUAUGACCUGAGGAGGCGACUGUAUGUGAUAUUUAGAGGAGAAGAAGGACUUGAUUAUGGUGGCCUAGCAAGAGAAUGGUUUUUCUUGCUUUCACAUGAAGUUUUGAACCCAAUGUAUUGCUUAUUUGAGUAUGCGGGCAAGAACAACUAUUGUCUGCAGAUAAAUCCAGCAUCAACCAUUAACCCAGACCACCUUUCAUACUUCUGUUUCAUUGGUCGCUUUAUUGCUAUGGCAUUAUUUCAUGGGAAGUUUAUUGAUACUCGUCUCUCUUUACCAUUCUACAAGCAUAUGCUAAGUAAAAAACUUACUAUUAAGGAUUUGGAAUCUAUAGACACUGAAUUUUAUAACUCCCUUAUCUGGAUAAGAAACAACAACAUUGAAUAAUGUGGCUUAGAAAUGUACUUUUUUGUUGACAUGGAGAUUUUAGGAAAAGUUACUUCACAUGACCUGAAGUUAGGCGGUUCCAAUAUCCUGGUGACCGAGGAGAACAAAGAUGAAUACAUUGGUUUAAUGACAGAAUGGCAUU
Molecule: messenger RNA, 2455 nt
Organism: Tupaia belangeri chinensis (Chinese tree shrew)
Lineage: Eukaryota; Metazoa; Chordata; Mammalia; Scandentia; Tupaiidae
Gene: WWP1
Product: WW domain containing E3 ubiquitin protein ligase 1
Exons: 17
Coding region: 163-2313 (716 amino acids)
Biological process (GO): protein ubiquitination; proteasome-mediated ubiquitin-dependent protein catabolic process
Cellular component (GO): cytoplasm
Molecular function (GO): protein binding; ubiquitin protein ligase activity
Source: RefSeq, a predicted model, not a curated record